UGCACUUGACAGUUGUCGUUUUAUUGUUUUUCAAAUAUAUAUACAACAAUUGCCAGUCAACUGUGUAUUAAUUAUUAUAUUUACCAGUGUUCAUUAUUACUUUUUUGUUAGUUUUCUUCUACUUGUUACAAUAGACGGGAAAUUAUUUUAAACUAUAUACAUAUAAACGUAUUACUGGACUGUUUGCAACAAUUGCCAAUUAUAACCUUUUCAAUCGGAAAGGACGAGUUUAUUUGCACAUAAAUAAAAAUGAAAUACUAUAAGUGAAAUAGAAAAAUCAAAUAUGCGCAAGUGUGACAAAUAUUGAAAAUUCAGAAGAAACAUGUCUUGGACAAAGUAUAGAGAGAGGCGUCCAAGUCCAGAGGUUUCUAUAAACGACAGUAAGGACUCGAGUUUAAAUGAAGAGACGCACCAGGAAGAAAAUGUUUCCGUCAGAUCUAUAGCAUCAAAUCGUGAAAGAUGGUUAGAAGAACCAGAGUUAGUGGAAAGGCGUCCGAAAAUGAAGCAAAACGAUUGUGUACCAUUUUUGGUGCAAUUGAUUCAUUCACGGGACCAGAGUCCGGACGUGAGGGAAGGAGCCUCGAGCGCUUUGCGGAAUGUAAUUCACGCUUUCGACGACAAGAAAGGUCGGGAAAAGCAUAUAUUCGAACUUUUGGAACAAUUGCGGGACUAUUCGGAAAUGUUGAAAUUGACCGUUACCACGGGAUAUGUGCCGGACAAUCUCCACAAACACCCGAAUUCGACAAUGACGUCACUUAUGAAAUUGUCCUUCAAGGAAAACUACCAUCGGGUAAUAUGCUACCUCGGUGGUUUGCAGACAAUAGCGGAACUGAUGGAAUGCGAGCACGCGGCCCACGGUUCGGAGACGAGCGAGCGGGAGUGCAUCACUCUCCGCCGCGAUUCGGGAAUGACACUCGCGAGUCUCAUUGUCGGCGACACCAACAACAAGGCGCUGCUCUGUUCUUUUCGAGAUUUUAUCAAAGUCUGGGUGACGCAGUUAUUCAGUCCGUGUGAAGAGCUGCGGCAAGUGACGGCGAGUGUCUUCUGCAACUUGUCCUGGAGGGCGGAUAAUGAAAGCAAACAGGCGUUGCGUGAAGCGGAAGUUGUCACGGGGCUGAUGAAAGCGGCAAUGCGCUGCCGGAAAGAGUCCUCGCUCAAGACGAUUCUCUCCGCACUUUGGAAUCUCUCGGCUCACUGUGCGGCGAACAAGGCGGAGAUUUGCGCCGUGGAGGGAGCGCUCGCAUUCCUGGUGAAUAUGCUCUGUUACGAGUCGCAGACAAAAGGUCUCGCCAUCGCCGAAAAUGCAGGCGGAAUUAUUAGAAAUGUCUCGAGUCACAUUGCGGUUAGAGAGGAUCACAGAGCGAUUUUGAGACAGAAGAAUUGCAUUCAUAUCCUCGUCAGGCAUCUGAAGUCGUCGAGUCUGACAGUCGUGAGCAAUGCCUGUGGUACGCUGUGGAAUUUAUCGGCCUGGUGUCCCAGGGAUCAGAAAACACUUUGGGAAUUGGGGGCGAUUCCGUUGCUCCGAAAUUUGACCCACUCGAAGCACAAGAUGAUUUCCAUGGGGGCCAAUUCGGCUCUCAGGAAUCUGCUGUCAGCGAAGGGCGCCAAUGGGAAUCUGUCGCAGGAAAGUAGAGUUCGAAAACCAACGACCGAAAUCGAAGAAAAUACGACCAUGACUCCUAGAAAAAGAGACUCACGCUUGGACGUAGAAAACCAGAAGGGCGGUUGUGUGAAGAAAAACGUCUUCUCCGAUUCUGUGCAUCGCUACGAUCGCGAAUUCGUUCCCAUCGACAAUCGAUCCUUCAGUUACGAGCGGCCCAAAUCGAGAUCGGUGCCAACUGCCUACAUUUCCACUGAACCCGGGAAAAAGUUGAAGUUCUGCAUUAAAUUGACAAACGACAGUGAGUAUGACGAAGGAAAGGAGAAUUUUCGUUCCUCGAACGACGUUCCAUGGAAUUCGCCACCAGACAUUCCGAGCUACACUCGCCACAGAGUUUGCUCUCCAGUGGAGGAGAAUCAAGUGUCCGCCUCACCUGCAGUCGCGAAUUUCGAGAAACCCUUCACGAACUUCAUGAAUAGAUCCCCUUCGGACUCGACCUGUGACGAGGACAUCAACGACCAGCCAAUCGACUACAGCAAAAAGUAUUCCGAGAGAAAUCAAGGUGCCAAUCUCUUGGCGAACGAAACCGAAAUUUCGCCAAAAGAAGAAUUCUCCAAUCACGAUGAUAAGGUGAAUUUAUUCGGUGACUAUGUAGAAACGGAUCUGGACCAACCGACAGAUUACAGUCUGCGUUACGCUGAGGACGAUACCGACGAGGAGGAAAAGGAGAAUCCCGAAUACUUCCCCAGGAAUGAGCAGGAAGACACUGUCAAGACAUAUUGCACAGAAGGUACUCCGUAUCAGACGCCGUUUAAUUUCUCGACCGCAACUUCCAUGUCGGAUCUGAGAGUCGAAGAUGUCAAAGAAGGAGGUGAGAAGAAAUUCUCCAAGAAGAUGGAUUUGAGAAAGAAUUCCGACUCCGUCACAAAGGAUUCACAGUUUGAUGAGUCGCAGGAGAUGCAAGAGGAGGAAGAGGAGGAGGAGGAGGAGAAGGAUUUGUUGAAUUCAGAUGUUAAUUUAGCGGAGAAACCAAUUAGCUAUUGUGUCGAGGGUACGCCGCAGUGUUUCUCCAGAGUCAGUUCUUUCAGUUCGCUAGGAAGUGCUGUAGUCGCUCAAAAUUUAAGCAUCGAAACUGUCUCGGAGGAAGCAGUCGGCAAUGACAUUACCUCCGAAAAUGUCGAUCCUCAAUCGAACGCGGAGCAGAUGAAUGCAAAAAACACACCCACUACAAGUGUCGAGCAAGAGAAGAACGAGAGUCGCAUUAUCGAUAAAGAAGAAAAUGAUAAUUUAUUUACAGGCAAAAUGGUGAAAUUCGGAAGAGAGGAUCGCUAUGCAGAGCAAACGCCUCUAAUGUUUUCGCGAUGCAGCUCCUUGGGUUCUCUCAGCGGGUUCGAGCAACAUUCAAUUCGAGACGAUCUUAGUUCGGGAAUUAGUGACUUUAGUCGAAUGACUAGUGGUGUUGUUUCGCCGAGUGAACUGCCGGAUUCGCCAACACAAACCGUUCCACCGAGUCCUCGACACAAGCAUCAGCAUACCGAAUUUGGUAGAAAAUCGCAAAACGAAUCUCGUCUCAGCUUUCAAGCACCUUCUUGCAGUAAAAUGCAAUCGGCAAAAAGAAGUGUCUUCGAGGAUGAGAUGGCUGCAUUUAAAGAUGAAUCGACGCCUCUUGAAUUCUCGGCAGCCACGAGUCUCAGUUCCUUGACUAUCGAUGACGAACCGAAGUUACCUAAAUUUAGAAUGGUAGAAAAAAGGUCUGUUGUUCCUGAAAGUGUGGAAUGCACGGGAAAUUCGGAAGAAAGUUCCCAUCUCCCUCAAUUGAAGAAAGAGAAUCAAGUUGAUGAUUGUAAAGACAACGAGACUCUUCCCAAUGAAAGAUAUACGUCAACCGACCAGAAUUCGAUAAAUGUUUCACAGUCCUCGUGCAAUUUGAGAAGAUUCGAAACGAGUUUUACUCUAGACAGAUUGGAUUCGGCGUUUAAACGUGGGGGACAAAAUGUUUCACUCCGAAAUGUCACGGAUCGAGUUGAUCUCGUCGAGACUUUGGAUUCUGUUCACGUUUACUGUACCGAGGACACGCCCGAUGGAUCAAUUUCGAAUUUAUCCGCACUCUCGAUGCCCAGCAUUCCAGAUGAUAACGAAAAUAUCGAUCACAAUAAAUUAUUGUACCUGGCGAAUCGGAGGAAUAAAUCCUCUGAUGAAGCUUCCAACUCUUCUGGUGAUAAUGAAAUUAUUUUACGGGAGCAAGUUGAGUCAGUGCAGACAAAGAAGAAAGUUUCGCCUCAGAAUUCCGCGCAGAAUUCAUCACUUGAAGUUCCUUUGAAUAGCUGUAAUAAUUCCUCAACCUCCUUAAUUCCGAAUCGAUCUUUCAAAGUCGAAAGAACGACUCCCGAACCCUCUGACGACAGUGUCAGUCUCACAGAGGAAGAAAACAAUAAAUUGGAUCAGUUAAUUGAAUCCGCUAUGCCAAAGAGACGUUUAAAUGAUUCAUCGUCGCUCGCAACUUCCGAACAAAAUCUCGAGAGAUCAUCAUCGCCCGCUCCCUCGGUUGGAAGUAACAGUUUCACUGAAGAGGAAACUAAUAAAUUAACACGACUAAUUGAAACUUCAUCAGUUCCGUCUUCGCCAAAACUAAUUAACACUCGAGCAUCGAAUUCGAAUUUGCAGCAAACUUGUAAAAUUGACAACUCAUCUGUACUAUUUGAGGACAACGCUUUUAUUAACGAUAAAAUUAGUCCCCGUGAUAUAUUACUCUUGGAAUCUGAACUGAGACAUUUUAACAUUCACUCGAACUCGCAUUCGCUGAGAUCGUCAUCGCCCAUCAACGACGAGUUUUACAGAUCGAAUCCCUGUGGAAGGUCUUCGUCGCCGACGACUCUGGUGCCAUCGACUCGAAAGGAUAAUUCCUCGCCCGCUCCAUCGGAAGACAGCAACAGUCUCACCGAAGAGGAGAAUAUCAAACUCGAUCAACUGAUUGAAUCCGCAAUGCCGAAGAGGCAAAAUACUUUAUCGCCAUCGCCAAGAUCGAAUUCGCCGAAACUGGUCAUCAGUAAGUCGAACUACAAUUCACCUUCGAGAAAGAUUCACUCGUCAAGUCAGUCGGAAAUUUUACUAAGAUCCGAAUUGGAUUUUCCAGAAGAUGAAGAUAGUCGCUUGAAUCAAUUAAUCGAAGCCGGAAUGCCAAAAAAAAAAUUGAGCGUUUCCUCGCGGUCGUCACCGAUUAAUGUUCGCCCAAGAACGAAUCAGUACAAUGAAUCGUCACUUCCGUUAAUUCCCCAACAAUCGUACAAAUCUAGAGUGAAUCGCGAUUCCUUUAAUGAUUUUGCCGUUCACAAGGAGAGACUCGAUCAACUAAUUCAGUCUGGAAAUCCAAAGAAACGAGGAAACGGACCGAAAACUUCUCCAACGAAAGUGCCGGACAGAUCAAAUAAAUUAAAUUCUCGUCCUUACCAUUCGAGUCGACAGAACUUUUUCCGUGGGGACAGAAUAAAACCAGAACCAGACGAUGACACGAUAAGUUUGACAGAGGAGGAUAAUAUGAAAUUGGACCAACUGAUAGAAUCUGCGAUGCCAAAGAAACAGUCGCAAUCUUUUCAUCCAAGUUCCUCAGGAAGAGUUUUGGACGAUAUUCCAGCUAAUAGAAUGCUUCCUUACGGUUGCUCCUCACCGCCGUCAUUUCGUCAAAAUUCUUGUAAAAACGGAAGAGUGAAAAUCGAGCAAAACGAAAACAGAAACAGUCUGACCGAGGAGGAAAACUUGAGACUCGAUGAGCUGAUCGAAUCUGCAAUGCCCAAGAAACGAAAUUCAUCACUGAAGCCAACAUCGUCGAAAAUUCCCGAGAACAUCGCGCACAGAUCGAAUACAUGUAUUCGUUCGUCGAAUCCAUCUUUGCGACGCCACGCCUAUGGAAAUGUGGGCAAAUGGAAAUAUUACAAGAGACUGAGUUUCUCACGUAUUCUUCGCUUCAUUCGGGAAAGUUAUCCCUGAUAAUUAUUCAAAUUUUUACGAGCGAAGAAAAAAAUGGAUUUAUACAAGAGUGCAAUCUAAAAAAGAAAAAAGAGAAAAGAAAAAAGAAAACAGAACGAGCUUAUUGAAACGAAUUUUUAGAUUUAAUAAUAAUGAUGAAUAAACUAAUUGACGGAAAUCACAGGAUAAAUCAAAGACUGAUAGAAAAACAAAAAGUAUAACGCAGAAAUUUGUACAUGUCUUCUUGUUUUGCAAAUUUUUAAUACGUUUCCAUUUAGAUAUAUUUUUGCAUAUGAAUAGAAAAUAUCCUGAUUUCUUAAAAUUGAGCUCUUCAUUAGAUGUUAAGCCUUGUAAUUGUAAAUAAUCGAUGUGAUAUCUCUCAUGAGAAAAUUAGUUUUAGCCGUUUUCAAUUUUUUGGAAAUUUUUUUUACAUUCCGACAACUUUUUUUAAAUACUUACGCUUUUAAUUUGACGUAUUUUUUGAAACAUAUUGUCUUAUGUUAAGAGUUCGGAAUUUUAGUUCUUUACACGUACGACUAGACUGUGGUAAUGCGCUGUGUAUCGAAAACUAGAAUAUUCAACGUGCCACUUAUUCAUUAAGAUUAUAUUUUAAAGAGCAAUGAUUUUUAGUCUUCCACGUUUAUCAACUUUUUCAUCUAUGUGUAAUUAAAACAUGUGAUCUGUUUAUUAUUGUAACAAGAACGAUUUUUAGAAAUAAAACAAAAUUUAUAGUA
Molecule: messenger RNA, 6297 nt
Organism: Leptopilina heterotoma
Lineage: Eukaryota; Metazoa; Arthropoda; Insecta; Hymenoptera; Figitidae
Product: adenomatous polyposis coli protein-like
Exons: 14
Coding region: 323-5584 (1753 amino acids)
Biological process (GO): Wnt signaling pathway; nervous system development; positive regulation of protein catabolic process
Cellular component (GO): beta-catenin destruction complex; cytoplasmic microtubule; catenin complex
Molecular function (GO): gamma-catenin binding; microtubule binding; beta-catenin binding
Source: RefSeq, a predicted model, not a curated record